AUGAAUCUAAAAACAGGUGAACUAUUUCCUUAUGGACCGAGUGCAGCAUGCUGUAAUGCCUCACUUGAAGAGUUCCGAAGUUUCAGGAAGAAACCCAGCACAAUGUUCGAGGAGAAACUCGUCGUCGGUGUGGCUGCUGCCUGUUCCACCUUGGCCAUCGUUGCCUGUUUGAUUGUGGUGCCAUCUCUGUACAGCACCAUCAACGAAAUUCACGACGAGGUUCUCGAUGGCGUCGCCGUGUUCCGCGUUGAGACCGACUCUGCCUGGAGCCAGAUGAUGAACUUCCAAAUCACUGUCACUCCUCCAACCAAGCCUCGUGAGAAUCCCUUCAACUCUAUCUUCCGUCAGAAGAGACAGAGCAAUGGUCUCCCUGCCUUCUGCCAGUGCCAGCCUUCCCAGCCCACUUGCCCACCGGGACCAGCAGGACCUCCAGGACAACCAGGACAGCCAGGACAACCCGGACAGCCUGGUCCACCAGGAGAAGACAACACCUCCACAUACGCCCCAAUCCAAUGCCCAGGACAAGACACUGGAUGCGUCAAAUGCCCAGCAGGACCUCCCGGACCAGCCGGACAAGAUGGUGCACCAGGAGGCCCUGGACCCGAUGGACAGCCCGGAGCUCCCGGAUCUCCUGGACAAGAUGGACAACCCGGUCCCCAAGGACCUCCCGGAGAUGCCGGAGCACCAGGAAACCCAGGAGCUGACGGACAGCCAGGACCUCCCGGCCAAGAUGGCACUACUGGAACAGGAACCCCCGGACCAGCUGGACCAGCUGGACCAAUUGGAGCACCCGGAAAUGCUGGAGGCCCUGGACAAGCUGGACAGCCCGGAGGACCUGGUACCCCUGGUCCUGCAGGACAGCCUGGAGCUCCAGGAAAUCCAGGAAGUGAUGGACAACCAGGACAGCCUGGAGGACCAGGUCUCCCUGGAAGUGAUGCCGCUUACUGUCCUUGCCCACCUCGUUCCACUGUGUUCGUUUCUCGCCUCGCCAAACAUUAA
This is a messenger RNA of Necator americanus (New World hookworm), 999 nucleotides long. RefSeq lists its product as uncharacterized. Gene Ontology annotation, molecular function: structural constituent of cuticle. The transcript has 4 exons. The record is from RefSeq and is a predicted model, not a curated record. The coding region runs from base 1 to 999 and encodes 332 amino acids. NCBI's taxonomy places the organism in Eukaryota, Metazoa, Nematoda, Chromadorea, Rhabditida, Ancylostomatidae.